GAACCGGCGAUCGUAGCUGGGAUGUUAGCGCGAGUUCAGCAGCUGCCAAGGGCGGGCACCUCCACAUCCUCCAUUGGGCAAAGAGCAACGGCCAGCCCUGGCCGGGCGUUUCCGUUUGCUCGUCCGCUGCGGCGGGGGAACAGCUGCACGUGCUCCGGUGGCUGCGGGAAACGGGUGUCAUUGGGACCACUCAACGUGCACGAAGGCGGCGAAGGGCGGGCACCUCGCGACGAUCCAGUGGCUGAGACAGCAAAGGUGUCCGUGGAGCGUCCGCACCUGUGCCGCGGCCGCAACGGGGGGUCCGCACAUGCUCCGGUGGCUGAGAUAGCACUGGUGCCCCUGGGGUGCGGACACGUGUUUCGCGCUGGCGGAGGUCGGUGACCUGUGGCUACGUUGCGUUGGGCGAAAGAGAACGGAUGUCCUUGGGUCCAAUCAAGGGUACUCAAUGCCGCUGCGAGAGGCGGAAACGUCCAAGGAUUGCAAUACCUAUUCGUCAGCCAGGGCCACGACCAAGCCUUGGAAGGUCGGCGUGCGGAUCUGUGUGGAGUGGCUGCGGGCGGUGGACACAUUGAUGCCCUGAAGUGGGCAAGGGGGAAGG
Molecule: messenger RNA, 598 nt
Organism: Ectocarpus sp. CCAP 1310/34
Lineage: Eukaryota; Phaeophyceae; Ectocarpales; Ectocarpaceae
Source: the annotation of a GenBank genome assembly